UAUGUUUAUAAAUAUAAGACAAGAUAAUAUUACUGUUUGAACUUUAUAAUAUUUUUUAUUUUUGAUAAUUAAAAGUAUUAUUACUUGGAAAUAAUUUAUACAUAAUACUAUGGUAUUACAUUUAAUACCAAUCAUAUUAUAAUUAUGUAUAACAAACAUUUUGACGAUGUUUUAAGUUUCAUAAAUACGUAUAACAAAUUAAUAAACUGCCAUGUAGUUGAUUUCAUCACUGAUAACUUAUGGGAGACAUGUUUACCAGUGGCAUUAAGAUCUGAGCUGGAGAGAAAUGACAUAGACUGUACUUAUUGGACAGAAAACGACAAUUACCCUAUUUUAAAUAAUUUUGUAAAGUUAACAAAAAGUCUUUCCCUGCAGUCAUGUUCUGUAGAAAUAACUUCAGAAGAUCUUACAGAUGUACUACCAAACAUUACGAACAAUGUUGAAUAUAGAUGUAAAAAUACAAAGACAGAAUUUAUGAAUGCUAAAAAAUUCCACGAAGUUGAAUCCCUUGGCAAUAUUGUUGGGACAGUAGCAGCAUCAACUGGUAGCUUAGUAAUAGAUGCAGGUGCUGGUAAAGCAUACUUAUCAACAUUUCUAGCAGAAGAUUAUAAAGUUCCCGUCCUCGCGAUAGACUCUUCGCAAUCGUGUUGUAAGGGAGCAAUUUAUAGGCGAAUAAAAUUAAAGAAAAAGACGGAUUCUCAAAAUUUGGUUCAGUAUGUAGUCGAAGAAAUAAACGAAAAAACAGAUUAUCUAAAAAUGGUAAAACAAAAUUUUGGUAAUUGGAAUUUAGAUAAAAAUCUUAUAUUAACAGGUUUACAUACUUGUGGUUUUCUUACUCAUUCCGUUAUCGAAACAUUUUUAACCACAGAAGAUAUUCAUUUUUUAUGUAUUGUUCCUUGUUGUUACCAUUUGACGACCGAAACUUUUAACAAAAGAAUACAUUUUUCCAAGAAUGCUAGAAUGCUAGCCCAGCAAUCUAUUGAAAGAAGCACAGAAAACAAAUUUAUAUCUUCCUCGCUAUUCUACAGGGCAAUUUUACAAGUGAUUCUUCACUCUAUCGGUAUUUACAAUGCCAGAGUAGGUCGCAAGGGACCUCUGCACGAUUUUCCCAGUUACGCGCAAUGGGCAUUCUCGAGAAUUGGCGUAGAAUCGGGAAAGAUACCGUCUUUGGAGGAGUUAGAAAAUACAUAUCAAUUUUAUGCACAUUUAACUAAAAGAUUUUGUACAUUCCAAAUGUUAAGAGUACACGUGGGCCUUGUAUUGGAAGCAGCCAUUAUGCUGGAUAGGAUACUAUUUUUACAAAAGAGCAACAGAUGUUCAAAACUUGCUAUUUUACGUUUAUUUGAUCCUGUUUUGUCACCAAGACAUUAUGGUAUCAUCGCAAUAAAAUAA
Messenger RNA from Hylaeus volcanicus, 1392 nucleotides. Its product is annotated as probable methyltransferase-like protein 25. The transcript has 4 exons. Lineage: Eukaryota; Metazoa; Arthropoda; Insecta; Hymenoptera; Colletidae. The coding region runs from base 145 to 1392 and encodes 415 amino acids. The record is from RefSeq and is a predicted model, not a curated record.